Guillardia theta CCMP2712 is the source of this 2028-nucleotide messenger RNA. RefSeq lists its product as hypothetical. NCBI's taxonomy places the organism in Eukaryota, Cryptophyceae, Pyrenomonadales, Geminigeraceae. The transcript has 9 exons. Gene Ontology annotation, molecular function: chromatin binding. The record is from RefSeq and is a predicted model, not a curated record. Bases 1 to 2028 code for a protein of 675 amino acids.
AUGAGGGCUGCCCUACAGACUCAUGGGACCGACCAGGAGGAAGGGAUCUGGAUAGGGGAGCCAGCAGGGAAGUGGAAAGGGAACACACUGUAUGUGGGGGUGGUGCUCCGUGGCAAGUACUAUGCCUCUGGUGCGGAUGUCUACAUUCGAGGAGAGGAAGGGGAGAGACAGUACAUCGCAAGGAUAACACGGAUGUACGAGAGGGCGUCAGACUCAGCGAGGAUGAUAGGCUGUCGCUGGUACUAUCGAUCGGAUGAGACCAACCUGAACAAAGAUAAGAAGAAGUCUUCUUCUGGGGCAAACGACCAGGAGCUGUACAUUUCUGACGUGGUGGAUGACAAUCCGGUGAACACGAUUGAAGACCUGUGCAAUGUUAGAGCAAAGUUUCUCAUUGAGGACAUGAAUGCUUGGCUGCAGCAAAGAAACAACUUCACGUAUAGCUUGAAAUACGUGCCCACACUUGGAGUCGCAAGGGAACUCAGCGACAAGGACAUUCGAGAUUCGAAGGCUGCGUUUGCUGCCAACUCGCGGUCUGAACGUCUGACUCAAGCCUACCAGAGUCUCGGCCGCUGCCAGUAUGCUAGCCUUGAGGUACCGUUCCAGCAUAAGGACGAGCUGGAGUCGCAGAAUGUCACCGUCAUCAUCAAGCAAGGCAAGCACCGCACCAGCCUCAAGCAAGGAGCGGAGCUCUGCUGCGCAUGGCGCUCUAUUCUGUACGGAGUGAUCUACAAUAAGAUCUCGGCGUUCAACAGGGAGAAGAAGGAAGAGCCACCCCGAGCGCAGACGUUGGCCAAGACCAAGAAGACAGAAGUACCUCUGAACAAGAAGCCCGAGAACGUCGCCAAGCAGAAGACGCCGGAGGAAGACUUCAUUGAGAACCAUAAGAAGAUUCAAUGGAUCGGAAGUCCCGUGAAGACGGAGGGUACAAGGACUUACUACUCCAAGGUGCUGUUGGCCAACGGCACGGAGGUCAAGGUGGGAACGGCGGUGAAGCUGCUCGCCCCGGACGGAGAGCCUUCGUUCCUGGGGAAGGUGCAGUGCCUGUGGGGGAGCAGUAAGGAUCAUUUCAAGAUGAUGCGAUGCAAGUGGUUCUACAGGCCCGAAGAGGCUCCGGGGUACAAGGGAACGGUCCAUGCCCGGGAGGUGUUCAUCUCCGAGCACCAGGACGAGCAGUACCUGACCACCAUCGAGAAGCCCUGCACUAUCAUGCACGACUCGGAGAUCCCGGGCGAGAUCCGAGAAGACUUCCUGAAGCAUCCCGACAACUUCUUCUAUCGCAUGAAGUACCUACCCGACCGCAACAACUUCGUCGUCCUGAAGGAGCCCGUGGCGAUUGACCCUGUCACGGCAGCCAAAGACAGGCCGAGCUCUGCGUCCAGGGGCAAGAAGAAGUCAGCAGCCUCUUCCAAAGUCUCAGAGAAGCGAGGGAGCGACACGCCCACGGGCAAGGUGGCGGCAGAGAGCACGACGAAGCGACCACUAGAGGUGAAGGAGGAAGAUGCGGCUCCGAAGACGAAGAAGAUCAAGAGCGAGACGAGCGAGAAGGUCGCCGAGAGCGAAAAGAGCGACAAGAAGGAGAAAAGCGAAGAAGCUGAGACGGCAGCGGCAGCGGCAGCGGCAGCGGCACAGGAAGGAGGCGAGGAGAAAGGACACGACGAGUCGGGAGGGAAGGGCGACGCCUCCUUCCCCUCCUCCAAGGACGACUGGUACGCUGAGGAGUCGGAGGUGACCGAUGCAGGGCCGCACAUGGCAUGGGCGAGCGACAGCGUGUUCGGGGUGAGUGUGGAGGGAAAGUCGCAGCUGGGGGAGGACGAGCGAACCUCGACCAAGGCAGGAGAGGAGGGGUCAGCGGUCGAGGAAGCGCUGCCGGAGAAGAAGGAGAUGGAGGGAGCACAGCCGUGGCAAGCCUCCUCCUCUUCCCUCGAAGCUGAGCCGCAUAAGCACGAAGACGGCGCGACUGAAAACACUCCCUUCCUCUCCUCCGCUAACUGGAUCUCGAGCUUCGAGGUGGCUGACAUCAACAGCUGA